Messenger RNA from Capronia epimyces CBS 606.96, 807 nucleotides. RefSeq lists its product as uncharacterized. The record is from RefSeq and is a predicted model, not a curated record. NCBI's taxonomy places the organism in Eukaryota, Fungi, Ascomycota, Eurotiomycetes, Chaetothyriales, Herpotrichiellaceae. Bases 4 to 807 code for a protein of 267 amino acids. The transcript has a single exon.
ACCAUGCUUUUUCCCUGGCAGCAAGAUGUCCAAAGUUGCCCUUCCAGUCAGAAUUACUAUCGAUGCUCGUCAGUACCGUAUGCUGGCUGUUGCGCCCACGAUCCUUGCGGCUCCGGAGUUUGCACAGACAUUGCCUCAGGGUUGGAACCCGGGUCUUGUGGAAGUCGGGAGACGGUAACUGUAACCCAGACAAUCUUGCACGGGGCAGCAACAAGCACGGUCAAUUCAACCACCGGUGCCUUCAGUUCGACAAGAGGUGAGCCAAGUACUGCUACAGGUAUCUCUAGCUCCGAGGGAUCGGCUCCUGUCACUGGUUUGCCAGUAUCAGCCGAGGGUAUCAUUCCACUCACUUCUGCCGUUGUUCCCAUAACUGCUCCUACUGUCAUCAGCGAUAUAUCGUCAAUCUCGGCAGCGACAACAAAAACGUUGAAUCUCGUCGCGGCAACUCCAAGUUCCACGUCAACCACUAGCCCAUGCCCUAAACCGGGCAGUUCCCACCCUAAAUCGACAACAGGAACGAUUGCGGGAAGUGUCAUAGGAAUCAUGGCAGGCCUAGCGCUGCUCAUCGUUCUCCUGAGCUGGUGCUUCAGACGCAAGUCAAAGGUGAAGCUCACCUUCAAACGCAAGCCGAUGGAGGCCGAGCAAGAACAGGACCGAGAAGAUGUGGAAUCCAAGCCCUCGACGAAUGUGAAUCCUCCUGACCCUCCCGAGCACAGCCAACCUCUCCCUACUCCGAUCUCAUUUGAUUUUGGACUCCCUCGUAUACCAGCUAACUCGACUGCUUCAAUGCCAAAACAAUGGAUCUGA